AUGGAGAACGUUUCAUUGCGCCGCGAAUCGAAACAAGUUGCCCUUCGAAAGCUAUUCGGGCGAAUGGUCAACAACUCUACCGCACACGGUAUUCCUAACGCUGCCCGUGCCGAGUCCCUGCCGCGACGACUUUUUUGGUCAGUACUUUUUAUGGUCGCUGUAGGGAUGUUUUUAUGGCAGUUUUCUGACCAGCUUGUUCGUUUCAUUGACAGGCCCGUGAAUGUGAAAUUGAACAUAUCCUUCAGCAGGGAGCUAACAUUCCCAGCGGUCACUGUGUGUAAUCAGAACCCCAUACGACAGUCUGCGAUUGAUUUCAAUCAAGAACCCCAAUCAUCUCCACCGACUCAAAAUCUCAACCAAACACUCAACGAUACGGCGCUUGACGAGGAUCUGGGCAACCACGGCGGAACUAAUAAUAACACAAACUCUCCUCCGUAUAACACCAGAAGACGAAGACAAACCGCACAGACGAGCGGGGAUCAAAGCGGGCAGGAAUCUAAAAAUGACCCCCCUCAUCCGGAUGGUGAUAACGGUCCAUCUGCGGGUAACAGAGAUAUGAUACGGAUCACUGAGAUACUGACCGCCUUGCCUACAUCGGAACGCAUUACACUUGGCCACCAAGCUGAUAUGUUCAUUGUCAACUGUACUUGGCAGGGAGAGCAAUGUUACGCAUCUAAUUUCACCACAUUCAGCAAUUCCAUGUACGGCAACUGUUUUACCAUCAACGGCCCGUCAGGUUAUAUCGAUCCCUACUGGACGACCAGUUUCUCUGGCCCCAUUUACGGUCUCAGCCUACAGUUGUUUAUUGAACAAGACGAAUACAUAAAGGGAUACACGGCUAUCGCAGGGGCCCGAAUUGUUAUUCACGACCAGGAUAAAAUGCCUUUCCCAGAGGACAAUGGAUUUACGAUCGCACCGGGAGCGGCCACAUCUAUCGGUAUAAGGAAGGUUCUAAUCAGUCGGGAACCUGAUCCAUAUUCUGACUGCGUUGAAGAAGGUGACAGUGACUACACCAAUAUUUAUAUGGAUUCGUACGAUGUGGGAUACAGCGUACAGGCAUGUAUGAAAGCGUGCUAUCAGAGCGAAGUAAUCAACAACUGUGGGUGCGCAGACCCGUUGUAUCCUUUCCCAUAUGGUGUCUACGAGGCUUGCAAAACAUCGAAUUCCACGCAAAUGUAUUGUAAAGCGUUGGUAGAAUAUGACUAUAGUACCGAUGGGUUGGAGUGUGACUGUCCACAAGCCUGCUCAGAUGUCGGCUUCACUACAGAGACUUCCUCGGCAAUGUGGCCGGCUAACAGUUACAAGGAGACCUUGCUAAACUACCUGAAAGGGUCAAACAAAAAACUCGAAUCGCUAGUAGGUGAUGAUCUGAAGAACGGUACCAACAGUGUCAGCGAGAAUCUCCUUCGAGUCGAUAUAUAUUACCAAGAAUUAAACUAUGAAGUUAUUGAGCAAGAACCGGCAUAUCUAUUCAGUGAUUUGGGAAGUGACUUCGGGGGACUUAUCGGAUUAUGGAUUGGAGUAUCGAUUCUCACAUGCUUCGAGUUUUUGGAACUUAUCUUCGAUUUUUGUCACGUGUUCUGCUCGAAAGGUGCAUUGGCCGUGAACCGAACGACAGAUAUAUCUGCAGUCUCAGGGGGAGAUAUAUUUUUUCGUGACAAGUAUGGCAAUGAUCCUGCACUGACUCUAAAUGACAGGUCCUCCAAUAAACCACGGAUGAAUAUCAAUAACAGAACAACAUAUGUUCCUGAAACAAAUGCACAGAGUUUAUACAUUCCACAAUACAGCAUGAAGAUAUAUGAACCUGGAUUGUUAAACACAUCAUAA
Molecule: messenger RNA, 1827 nt
Organism: Saccoglossus kowalevskii
Lineage: Eukaryota; Metazoa; Hemichordata; Enteropneusta; Harrimaniidae
Product: epithelial sodium channel subunit alpha-like
Biological process (GO): sodium ion transmembrane transport
Cellular component (GO): plasma membrane
Molecular function (GO): ligand-gated sodium channel activity
Source: RefSeq, a predicted model, not a curated record